Molecule: messenger RNA, 2985 nt
Organism: Anopheles nili
Lineage: Eukaryota; Metazoa; Arthropoda; Insecta; Diptera; Culicidae
Product: SEC14 domain and spectrin repeat-containing protein 1-B
Exons: 8
Coding region: 1-2985 (994 amino acids)
Source: RefSeq, a predicted model, not a curated record
AUGGAGGCGGACGUGCUGAAUGCGCUCAACACCCAAACCGCGUACAUGCCGGGCGGGCGAGAUCGUGAUGGACAUCCGCUCGUUGUUAUACCGGUACCGUUCUACGAUAAUCUGCCCUGGAUGAAGGGGUUCCUCGAGACGACGGUCAAGUACCUGUUGGCCAGCUUAAGCUCCGAAACGGUCAGCAGCGGACUGGCCGUCAUUCUCGACGCUCAGAAGUGCACGUGGCGUUCCACCAGGCAGUACAUUCGCCACGUUCAGCAGCUGCUUGGGGUGCACAUGAACAGCUUUCUCGUGAUACGACCGGAUGCGUUCUGGGACAAGAAUCGGGUGGAAAAUUGUGCCCGGCAACACCGCAAAGGCGAGCCAACGAUCAUCUCAAAGUCCCGGUUGGUGAAAUACUUUGACACCAGCGAGCUACCGGAGGAGCUUGGCGGCAUUAUCGCUUACAACCACGAACAGUGGAUACAAUCGCGCGAGCGCAUCGAAGAAUUCCGAAAAUCCUACGACAAAGCCAUGGGCGACCUAGAAAACCUGCACCUCAUCCUGCUGGACAACCGGACGGUUCGGGCGAGCGAAUCGAAGGCGGCCCUCAAAUCUUGCCAGCAGCUGAACGCGGAUGUGCAGAAAUUUCUCUCCCUCGUCAUGGAUGGCGGCAAAAAGCUGCUCGCUCAUCUAAGUGAUCUCCACAGCGCAAAGUCGGCGGUGGCUCAAGACCUCACCGACGGUAAGCUGCAAGUCGAGCGGAUGCUGAACGCGCUCGAUCGCAAACAAACCACCGCUAACCAGGCGUGGACGGAGCUCGAACGGACGGUUGAAGUGCUGCAAGAGUUGGCCACCCUCGAGGAGGGUGUAUCACACGUCACCAGCUGGAUCCUCACCACAGCCGAGUCGAUGUUGAAUGCGCAACUUCGUGUGGGCCAUGACGUUGGAACGGCCGAUCAGUUGCGGCUGGAGCACGAGAUCCUUGAGCUGCAGUGCUGGCAAACGUAUGGGUGUUACGCCGAGUUGUUGCACAAGAUUGAUCACUUUCCGCGGCGGAAGGAUACGGCUGCUUAUCGGGAUCUGUUGUCACAGCGCGAGUGGAUGGAUUUUGUGUGUCGAAGUUUCGCGCAGCGGCUUGAGCGACGGCGAAAUGUGCUCAUCACGUCGGUGCGGUUUUUUAGGUUGGUGGCAGAGUACUUCGAUAGGACGAGCGAAGUCUUCCAGUCACUCAUCAUGGGCGAACGAGUCGAGGAUUAUGCGCUAGCUAGCACUAACCUGCAAAAGCUGAAUGACAAUCAACUAAUGCUUGAAAUGAUGGAAAAAGAGAUCAUCAAAGAGGGCGAAAAGCUAAGCGAUGUUCUGUUGAUGCCAGUAAAGGACGCCGUCGGACGAGACAUCGAUGUCGACUACAGCGAGGACAUCGGGAACGUACGCGACAUCCUAGACGCGACCCGAUCCCGAUCACGCAUCUUCGCUGACAGCGUGGAACUGCAGAAGCUCACCCUCGAUCAAAUCACGCACAUCUUCAAGUACGAACAGGACGCACGCACCGCCGUCAAAUGGAUGGGUGAUCUCCAGCAGGUGAUGCUUCGCUCCCACACGCACGUCGGUGCGAGCGUGCGCGAGAUCCAGAGCCAAAAGGACGAACACCAGACGCUUCAGGAGACAGCUAAAGGCACGUACAAUUACGGGUGUCAGCUGUUGAACGCGUCACUCGCCCUACGCCAAUCCUGCAAGCUCGAAACAGCGGACAACAUCGCGAUGACGAAAUCGCUCCAGUGCACGUGGCGAUCCUUUCAGGCCGUUGCGCAGGAGCAGAUGACGCGAUUGCGCGUGUCAGCCGUAUUUCACCGCAGCGUCGAGGAGCAGUGCGUGAAGUUACGCGAACUGCACGAGUGCGUGCUGCGUAUUGGUGAGAUCACGGAGCAGACACGCCGCCGGACACGGCUGCGUAAGUAUCUUGCGACCCGCGAACGGUUGCUGCUUGAGGUUGGCCGGAUGGUGCGGCUUGGUCGGCUGCUUAAAACGAGACUGAAGGAACCGUUUCUUCUGGACGACCGGCUCGACGCGAUGGCCAGUCCGGAGAAUAUCGUCGCCGAAAGUGAUAACAUUAUGGCGUGCGAGGCGAUCUCGACCCGCCUAGCGGAGGUCGCUCAGGUGGCGGAAUCGUUAGACAGCGUGUUGAGCGACGUGCAGGGUGGUUUCGAUGAUGAGGUUGAAGAGAUCACGAGCGCAAACGUGGCGCCAGAAGUUGCCAGCAAGCGAGCCGAUAGUGGAAAUCAGAGUGACGAUUGGAGCUCGAGUGUUAAGUCAACGGACGAUGGAUCGUUUGUGACGGCGUCGGAUUGCAUCUGCACGCCCCAGUCACGAUCGUCCUCGUACCAUACCGCGUCGGAGUGUCGUGCAUCACCCUGGUGGGGCGUGGAAUCAAUCGAAAGGCAGAGCUCGCUGGAGAACGACUCCGCGGAAGAUCCAGACCCGGAAGCGUUCCCUUCGAUCAAGCUGCUGUCAGGGGUGGUGAUGACUUCAAGUGCGAAUCUAUCGUUCGACGAAUCGGAGCAUAGUUUCCCAACGCCUGCCAAUUCGCACGGAUCAGCUAGCGUGGAUUCACAUCCGGAUUCAGAUGACACCGUGCCGACGGUUUGUUCGCAACCAAGCCCUAUUGGCACCAGUUCAGCUUCUAGUUCAGCGCUCAACUCGAUCAACCGCCGGGAAAAUCUUGCCCUCUCACUAACCCCUGAAGAGCUGGAGCAGAUCGAGAAUGACAUCCGCAACAACAACCUGCUCGCUGCGGUUGGUUCAGCCGUCAACAAAGAACUGCAGAGUACGCAGGUGACACCGACAAGCGAAGACAGCGGCAACGUGAGUACCAGUAGCGUUAAGCUAGAUCCGGAGGAUACCGUCCGUUUCGAACCGGUCAAGGGCCCAACGGACAUCUCGGGCCUUACGUACUACUAUCAGAACAUCAUCACCAAGCAUACGGUGAAGAGUUGUCUCUGA